This is a messenger RNA of Coturnix japonica (Japanese quail), 2506 nucleotides long. NCBI's taxonomy places the organism in Eukaryota, Metazoa, Chordata, Aves, Galliformes, Phasianidae. The record is from RefSeq and is a predicted model, not a curated record.
CUCGCCCGCCCUCCCAUUGCCCGUGAGGAAAGUGCGUUGUGGAGGCGGGUGCCGUGUUUACGCCGCGCUGUAUUUCAUCAUGCAGGGGGGGGCAGGGCGGCUCUCCGCUGCUCUCCAUGCCGCUGCUGCCGGCCCGUAGCGCCCUGCCCGCCCUGCUGCGUCUCCUCAGCCGCCUCCCUGCUCCUCUCCGUUGUCCUUCAUCAUCAGCUGCUUCAAUCCCGGCUUCCAACCUCAUGGACGGCCCUCAAGCCGAGGCGCUGCUGGCGCCGCUGAGGCAGGCGGUGAGACAUCAGGGAGAACUGGUAAGGAAGCUGAAGGAAGAGAAAGCUCCCCAGGUGGAUAUAGACAGAGCUGUAGCAGAGCUCAAAGCUCGGAAGAGGGUCCUAGAAGCAAAGGAGUUGGCCUUACAGCCCAAAGAUGACAUCGUGGACAGAGUUAAAAUGGAAGACACUCUGAAAAGGAGGUUUUUCUAUGAUCAAGCCUUUUCUAUUUAUGGAGGUGUCAGUGGUCUGUACGACUUUGGGCCUGUUGGAUGUGCUUUGAAGAACAACAUAAUCCAGGCAUGGAGACAGCACUUUAUACAGGAAGAACAGAUCCUGGAGAUUGACUGCACCAUGCUCACACCAGAGCCAGUUUUGAAGACUUCUGGCCAUGUAGACAAGUUUGCUGACUUCAUGGUGAAAGAUAUGAAAAAUGGGGAAUGCUUUCGUGCUGAUCAUCUCUUAAAAGCUCACCUGCAGAAACUUAUGUCUGACAAGAAGUGCACAGCAGAGAAAAAAGCAGAAAUGGAAAAUGUUAUAACACAGUUGGACAACUAUGGCCAGCAGGAGCUUGCAGAUCUCUUUGUGAACUACAAUGUGAAGUCACCUAUCACUGGGAAUGACCUUUCCCCUCCUGUUUCUUUCAAUCUGAUGUUCAAGACCUCCAUUGGACCCGGAGGAAACAUGCCUGGCUAUCUGAGGCCAGAAACAGCACAGGGAAUAUUCCUCAAUUUCAAACGUCUUCUCGAAUUCAACCAAGGCAAGCUCCCUUUUGCUGCUGCUCAGAUUGGAAACUCCUUCAGAAAUGAGAUCUCGCCCCGAUCUGGCCUUAUCAGAGUGAGGGAAUUCACCAUGGCAGAAAUUGAGCACUUUGUGGAUCCCAGUGAGAAAAAUCAUCCCAAGUUUCAGAGUGUGGCAGAUCUCAACAUCCUCCUGUAUUCUUCCAAGGCCCAGCUCAGCGGGCAGUCUGCCCAUUUAAUGCGGCUGGGAGAUGCUGUUGAACAGGGCGUGAUCAAUAACUCCGUUCUUGGUUACUUCAUCGGUAGAAUCUACCUCUUCCUUACAAAGGUUGGUGUAUCCCCUGACAAGCUGCGCUUCCGACAGCACAUGGAGAAUGAAAUGGCUCAUUAUGCCUGUGACUGCUGGGAUGCAGAGUCCAAAACAUCGUAUGGUUGGAUUGAGAUUGUUGGCUGCGCUGAUCGUUCCUGCUAUGACCUCUCCUGCCAUGCUCGUGCCACCAAAGUUCCUCUUAUAGCUGAGAAGCUUCUCAAAGAACCUAGAACAGUCAAUGUUGUUCAGUUUGAGGCAAACAAGGGAGCCAUUGGCAAAGCUUACAAGAAGGAUGCCAAGGUGGUGAUGGAAUACCUUUCCAUGUGUGAUGAGUGCUACAUCACUGAGAUGGAGCAGCUGCUGAAUGACAAAGGGGAAUUCACUGUUGAAACUGAAGGGAAAACUUUUACAUUAACAAAGGACAUGGUUACUGUGAAAAGAUUUCAGAAAACAUUACAUGUGGAAGAAAUCAUCCCAAAUGUAAUUGAACCCUCAUUUGGUAUUGGGAGAAUCAUGUACACAGUAUUUGAGCACACAUUUCGCAUUCGGGAAGGAGACGAGCAGAGGACGUUCUUCAGCUUCCCGGCUGUUGUAGCACCAUUCAAGUGCUCCGUUCUUCCUCUCAGCCAGAAUCAGGAAUUCAUGCCUUUUGUCAAGGAAUUAUCUGAAGCACUCACCAGGAAUGGCAUUUCUCACAAGGUGGAUGAUUCCUCCGGGUCCAUCGGCCGACGCUAUGCCAGGACUGAUGAGGUUGGCGUGGCCUUUGGGAUCACAAUUGACUUUGACACCGUAAACCGAACGCCUCACACUGCCACGCUGAGAGACCGGGACUCAAUGCGCCAGAUCCGAGCUGAGGUCUCUGAACUUCCUGCCAUAAUUCGUGACCUGGCGAACGGUUAUCUAACUUGGGCUGACGUGGAGGCCAAGUACCCACAAUUUGAGGGACAAGAGACUGGCAAAAAGGACACAAUAGAGGAAUAAAGGAAAGGGACUGAAAUAAUUCCCCUGUCACAUGUCCACUUUUUACUGUUCAUGUUAAUAUGAAAUAAACUUACCAUGUAUUAUUCCAAGCUGCAUUGUUUGUGCACACAGGGACUAUUUGAUUUUCUUUUUCCUCAACCGCUGCCUGAAUUUAACUUUAAAAAUAACUGCAGUCAAAGUAAAAGGUGUUAUGAAUAAAAGAGGCCGUGAUAUUA